AUGAGGCCAGGCUCAAUCGCCUCACGUGACCGGAUGCCAAUCCACCACCGCCGCCACCGUUUCAAGGACAUGUUUGAAGGCGGAGCUGCCUCCACCUCCACCUCCACCGCCCCUCCCACGGGGUCAUCAUCAUCGUCGUCAUCACCAACUGAUCUCUUCGGCGGGGACCACAACACCAUGCCAUUUCAUUUAUGUCAGAAUGAAAACCCCAACGUGCCCUUGCUGCAUGGUUUGUUCCCUGGGGGUGGCGCCACGUCAGCAGCACCCACUUUCCCGCCGCCACCUCAGCAGCAGAUCAACUUCCCGAUCGUGGAUCUCAACCUUUCUCCUCCGCAGGCGGCUGCGGCUUCACAGCAGCAGCAGCAACAGCAGCCGGACGUCGUCUUCCCAUACCUGGACAUCAACGUUGCACCACCGGCUGCGGACGAGGAGAUGAUGAUGGACAUUGACAACAUGGUGGUGGCGCCGCCAGAGGAGGUGAAGGCUAAGCCGGUUUCAGAGGAGCCCGCAGUCGGAGGGAUGAACAGUGGGACUGUUUCCUUUGACUGGGCUGACCUUAACGCGCUCCCGGCAGUGGAUGAUUCCUCUCUCUGGGAACAGGCAAGGGCUGGAACCUCCUUUCAGAGGAUGAAUGAACCGGGUCUUUUUGAUGAUGAGGAGAAUUAUCCUUGGUAA
This is a messenger RNA of Oldenlandia corymbosa var. corymbosa, 675 nucleotides long. Lineage: Eukaryota; Viridiplantae; Streptophyta; Magnoliopsida; Gentianales; Rubiaceae. The record is from the annotation of a GenBank genome assembly.